AUGACUGACAGUAUAUGUUGCUAUCUCAGUGUGAGAACUUACAUGGAAAGAGAGUCGAAUAUGAGUGCUUGCGACCGUGUAGGAUGGUUUUCUGUUUACGGUUACCGAAUGCAGCACUGGUUUAACCCACCUGGAUCACCUCACAUGGGUGGCGCCUGGGAGCGUCUAGUGCGGUCGGUGAAAACCGCUCUUGCUGCAAUGGAGUCUUCUCGAACGUCGAACGAAGAAACGCUGGCAACGUUGCUAGUGGAAGCUGAGAGUGUGGUCAAUUCGAGACCGCUAACAUAUAUUCCUCUGGAGACGGCGCAACAGGAGGCUCUAACACCGAACCACUUUCUUCUAAUGAGCUCGAGCGGCGUAACGCAGACUCCGAAGACGCUUACGGAUCCAAGACAAGCCUGCAGGAACGACUGGAAUCUAUGCCGUACAAUGGUAGAUCAGUUUUGGCGCCGGUGGGUGCGGGAAUAUCUUCCUACCAUCGCACGUCGUACCAAGUGGUUUGAGGAGACGAAACCGAUCGAGGUAGGAGAUUCGGUGAUCAUCGUGGAGGAGAAGAUACGCAACGGAUGGAUUCGAGGACGUGUAGCCAAGGUCGUGGUGGGCCGAGAUGGGCGAGUUCACGAUGCCGUGGUGCAGACUCCCGACGGAAUGGUGCAUCGACCUGUAGCAAAGCUGGCGCGGAUCGACAUAGAAAAGGUGGGGCUUCAGCCGGGAACAGCAGAAGGUGAUAGUAGCACAAGAAUACUGUCGGUCAGAACGGACGGUGUCGGAUUGUUCAAGUUAAGGUACAUUUUGAUCCAAAUUGUAGCUUUAAACGGGAUAGUAUUCUACCUGCACAAUUGUUGGGAAGAAGAAGGAUUACGUAUUGAACCGAUGUAA
Messenger RNA from Topomyia yanbarensis, 879 nucleotides. RefSeq lists its product as uncharacterized. The record is from RefSeq and is a predicted model, not a curated record. The coding region runs from base 1 to 879 and encodes 292 amino acids. NCBI's taxonomy places the organism in Eukaryota, Metazoa, Arthropoda, Insecta, Diptera, Culicidae. The transcript is spliced from 2 exons. Gene Ontology annotation, molecular function: nucleic acid binding.